AUGUGUCUUGCUUAUUCUCCAGGAGCCGGAAUUGCGAGAAACGUUGAUAGACUACCAGAGAACACCCAACAUCGUGACCGCAGUGCGUUUCAACCUCCUCGUGAUCGUCAGAGAACCGCUGCUAAACCACUGGUCGUACUAGCCCAAACAGCAUCAUCACCACAAUCCUCAGCCGCUUCGACGCCCAGACCAACCCGACGCACUCCUGCAGGCCCUUCUGGAAAUCCACCACCAUCAGGUACUAACCUUGACAGACCUGUUACCCGCAACCCUUCCGCGGUAUCUUCUAGUGUUCGUACCGUUGCCCGUAACCCUUCCGCUAUCUCAACUGCCGGUCGACCAGUAUCCCGGAAUCCUUCUACUGUAUCAACGCGACCAGUUGGUCGUAAUCCUUCCGCUGUAUCAACGCGACCAGUUGGUCGUAAUCCUUCUGCUGUACCAACGCGACCAGUUGGUCGUAAUCCUUCCGCUGUAUCGGCUGUUGCUCAACCAGUUGCUCGACCAGUUGCUCGUAAUCCUUCCGCUUUGUCCACUUCAAAUAGGCCAGCAGCCAUUGGACCUACUGAGACCACUAGUCCUCGCUCGUUCUCUCCAGUAGCAGGACCUAUCAUCCUUAAUCAAUCGCCUGAAUCACCAGUAGAAGAAUCACCUGUACACAUUGUACCAAUAGCUCCAUCCCCAUCCAAACCAAUCAGGCGAUUCCCAUCAAAUGUGGAAGCACCACCGCCAGUAUCAGUCAACCCAGUUCAACCGCUUCCUACCAGUAUCCCUAAAUCACCACCACCUGUUGCUCCGAAACCUUUGAUAUCUCCAAACGCAGUCAGGGUUCUUCCACCAAAAGCAGCCCGAGCCGUACCACGACCGACGCCCAAACUCUUACCUGCUACACAUCUUAAUGCGAACCCCUCCACGGACGAAGACAACGUAGACACGAGGAGAUCCCGGUUGAAUUCAGAUAAGCAGAAUCAACCAAAUUCUCUAUCGCCUCCGAGAUCGAACAAGAGAGCACCGGCUUAUAAUGAAAAUCUGGACAGUGAAUUGCAGAGAGCUUUGCAGAACAGGAGAACGUAUUCGACCUCAGAUGAAGAUAGUGUGGAUGAUAGGGGUCCAUUGAUAUCUUCUUCUGGACUUCGUCCUGGGCCCUCUACAGGAGCACUAGUGCAACCAAGAUCUCAACCUGGUCGUUCAGGGAAACAGCCUACUCCUGGAGAGCUUGCAGGAGCUCCUCUCGGAGACUCACCCAGAUCAGCAUCUCCUGUUGACUCUUUGGACGGCCAAGCGCAGAAAGAAAAGGAGAAAGAGGGAGAAGAGAAAGAAAAGGAUAUGCUAGAUGACUUUUUUGAUGGCGUGAAAGAAAAGUUUGAUGAUUGUACGGUUUCAUAG
Strongylocentrotus purpuratus (purple sea urchin) is the source of this 1383-nucleotide messenger RNA. RefSeq names its product proline-rich protein 36-like. Bases 1 to 1383 code for a protein of 460 amino acids. The record is from RefSeq and is a predicted model, not a curated record. The transcript is spliced from 2 exons. NCBI's taxonomy places the organism in Eukaryota, Metazoa, Echinodermata, Echinoidea, Camarodonta, Strongylocentrotidae.